This is a messenger RNA of Pogoniulus pusillus (Red-fronted tinkerbird), 4965 nucleotides long. Its product is annotated as ATP-sensitive inward rectifier potassium channel 12. The transcript has 2 exons. The coding region runs from base 1122 to 2411 and encodes 429 amino acids. Gene Ontology annotation, biological process: regulation of monoatomic ion transmembrane transport; potassium ion import across plasma membrane. NCBI's taxonomy places the organism in Eukaryota, Metazoa, Chordata, Aves, Piciformes, Lybiidae. The record is from RefSeq and is a predicted model, not a curated record. Gene Ontology annotation, molecular function: inward rectifier potassium channel activity. Gene Ontology annotation, cellular component: plasma membrane.
AAAAGCAAGCGGAAGCCAUCAAGGUAGAGGAGAGGAAGCAAGGAAGAAGAAGAAGGGCCGAAGGACUCAGGCGAAGCAGCCAUUAGGAAAGUGCUGAUGCAGAGGUUCACUUGUGACUACGGGCAGAGUUGGAGUAGUUGCUGUUCACGGACAAAGGCGGUAGGAGGGAGUGGAGCUUUGUAGAAGCCGGAGCCUGCCUCACUGGGUGUCUGUGUUUCAUUCCCUGUCAAAAGGCUGGGAGCUGGGGGGGAUAAAAAAACAGGGAAGCGGCGAGCUGCAGCGCUCGCUCGGGAUCAGAUAGCGAGAAAACCAAUAGCAGCGAGAAAGGCAGGGGGAAAACGGAACAGAAAACCAACCCACAUCAACCAACCAACCAACCAACCCACCCACCCUCUCCACGCUGAGGCUGGAACAGGCAGGUCCCUGCCAACUCCACAGCACGCAGCAAGCAGGGAAGAAGUCCACCCUCCCCGGGCAGGAGCGGAGUUGAGCCCGAAGGAUAUUUGAUGACACUUUGGCGACGAUGGGUCCCCCAGCAUCUUCCAGAGCCCAUUUGAGGGUGAAGGCUCUGAAAGCGCAGAGGGAGUUUGAAGCUAAAUUCACCUGAGUCUGGAUCUUUUGGUCUCUGGGAUUUACCUUUUUUUUAUUAUUAUAAUUAUUUUUCUCCAGGGGGUGGCAGGGGGAACCCAAACCAAGCAAAAUCCCUUUGCUUUCUUUUUUUAAAAGCUCCCUCUUUUUUUUUUCUUCCCCCCUCCCCCCCUUUUUUCCCCCCUUUUUUUAAGAAGAUACAUUUUUUUCCCCCCCCUCUGUGUUUGGAAUGGAGGGGUUGGGUCUGUGCCUAAGAAGAAGCAACCGAACGUCGGUCCUGGGAGAAAACCGAGUGGAUCUGGGGUCCCCUGCCAGCUAACUCUUCAGGACCCGCAGCCCCACAGCCGGGGUGGGGGGGGCUGGAUGCAGUGAGAGAGCCUCUCACAGGACCUGCGUGGUGACGUGGCAGCCAAGACGUGGAAGCUUGGGACUUCUCUUCCACUGCAACAGAAUUUGGGGGGUGGGCAGGGGUGGGUCAGUGGGACACUGGCACUUGCAAGACCCUUCAUCUUCACUGUGGGCUUGGCUCAGGGAUGACUACGGGCAGAGUCAACCCUUACAGCAUCGUGUCUUCUGAAGAAGACGGGCUGAGGUUGACCACCAUGCCAGGUAUCAACGGCUUUGGCAAUGGGAAAAUCCACACCAGGAGGAAAUGCAGGAACAGGUUUGUAAAGAAGAACGGUCAGUGCAACGUGGAGUUCACCAACAUGGAUGACAAGCCUCAGAGGUACAUUGCAGACAUGUUCACCACGUGCGUGGACAUCCGCUGGAGGUAUAUGCUCUUGCUCUUUUCCCUGGCAUUUCUGGUGUCCUGGUUGCUGUUUGGGCUGAUUUUCUGGCUGAUUGCACUCAUUCACGGAGACCUAGAAAACCCUGGUGGAGAUGAUACCUUCAAGCCUUGUGUUCUGCAGGUCAACGGCUUUGUGGCUGCUUUCCUGUUCUCCAUCGAGACCCAAACCACUAUUGGUUACGGCUUCCGCUGCGUGACGGAGGAGUGCCCGCUCGCGGUCUUCAUGGUGGUGGUGCAGUCCAUCGUGGGCUGUAUAAUUGACUCUUUCAUGAUAGGUGCAAUAAUGGCAAAGAUGGCCAGGCCCAAAAAAAGGGCCCAGACAUUACUUUUCAGCCAUAAUGCGGUAGUGGCAAUGAGAGAUGGAAAACUCUGCCUGAUGUGGAGGGUUGGAAACCUCCGGAAAAGCCACAUAGUAGAAGCCCACGUACGAGCUCAGCUCAUUAAGCCCAGGAUCACGGAAGAGGGGGAGUACAUACCGCUCGACCAAAUAGACAUCGACGUGGGCUUUGACAAAGGCUUGGACCGUAUCUUCCUGGUGUCCCCCAUCACCAUUCUCCACGAGAUCAAUGAAGACAGCCCCUUGUUUGGGAUCAGCCGCCAGGAUUUGGAGACAGACGACUUUGAGAUCGUGGUCAUCUUGGAAGGCAUGGUAGAAGCCACCGCUAUGACGACGCAAGCUCGGAGCUCCUACCUGGCCAGCGAGAUCCUUUGGGGCCACCGCUUCGAACCUGUCUUGUUCGAGGAGAAAAACCAGUACAAAGUAGACUAUUCCCACUUCCACAAAACUUACGAGGUUCCAUCCACCCCUCGUUGCAGCGCCAAGGACUUGGUGGAGAACAAAUUCCUCCUGCCCAGCACCAACUCCUUCUGCUACGAGAACGAGCUGGCCUUCAUGAGCCGCGAUGAGGAAGAGGAAGACGACGACAGUCGGGGUUUGGAGGACCUGAGCCCGGACAACAGGCACGAGUUCGACAGGCUUCAAGCCACGAUAGCGUUGGAUCAGCGGUCGUACAGAAGGGAGUCAGAAAUAUGACUCUUGGUCCUUCCACUGACUUUUCCGAGGGUAUUUUCCCCCCCCCCCUCUAAUCUCUUCCCCUACAACCCGCUCAAAUUAUGCAGAACAAUGCAAGUGCCAUAGGAAUGCUUGAGAAAUUAGAUUCGUUCAUAGUUUUCCGUUUCAUUGCAAUAACCACUGAGCGGUCUGCAGGAGGGGAUGGCGGCAGAGGCCACCGCGUGUCUCCCGCGCCCGUCGCCCGCAGCGGGGCCGGCGGCCCGGGGAGGGGUACGGGCGGAUGGUUGGGUGGAAGGAUGGACAGAUGGAGAGAGGAGGGUCGGUGGGGUGCGGGCAGGCGCUCGCCCCGCGUGGCUGCACGGGGCACUGCUGUCCCCGUGGAGCGUAUGUCAGUGUUUUCUGAGCACUGAGCAGCCAAACAAAGAGGAAUUGUCAGGAAACAAAUCGUUCUCUCUUUCUUUUCUUUUCAAAUCCUCUUAUUUUUUAACUGAGCAACGACAGCAACGAGAAAUAAAACUGCUCCUUCUGUCAGUCUGGUCCAGUUGCACAAGAACAACACUUGAAAAAGGAAAAACCAAAUCAAACACAACACAAAAAGAUGCAACUCAGCUUGGUUGUGCUUCUUUAUAAUUUGGGGAGAAGGAAAAAACAAACAACAAAAGAAAAAGGUUGGGGGUGGGGAGGGGAAAAGGGAAGGAGAGAGGAUGUUGAGGUUUCUUCACCAUACUGUGGGGUAGUGUUUACCAAAAUAAUAAUAAUGAUAAUAAUAACAACAACAAUAAUAUUAUUAUUGUUAAUAAUAAUAAUAAUAUUAAAUCUGAAAGAAGUGAUUCAGUAUUUGGUUAAAAAUGAACAAGGGAAUGAAUAAGCCACUGGAGUCCUUUGAGGGGAUGUUGUUGAGUAGGUGCAAGGUCUAGAAGUCAAGAUUGCAGCCCAUUCUGGGGUGGGGGGUGGCUGAGGGUUCCCCCCCUACUGGCAUGGAUUUGCAGGCAGAAGGCUGAUGUAAGUGGCUGGAGGUUUGUAGCAGCGAAAGCAAGAAGAGUAAUUAAUGGUUAAGUAGCUAGUAAGGAGGAGGUUGUGAGGAAGAGGAAGCAUUGUCAAUGCAUUAGUCAGUCAAUUUCUAGACAGAUUGCUUUUCAGGGUGGAACUGGGGUCUUGGGAGCAUCAGCUGCAGAAGUGCUGGGUCUCCCCAUACAUCUCCGGUAAGGAAUUCGUAAGUUUCACUACAAGUGGGACAAAAUAGAGAAAAGCACAAAAAGGAGAGUGUAAAGCUCUCACAUCUGGGUAUUUUUUCCCACUUUUCCCAACCAAUCUGGUAUUUUUUUUCCCCUUCAAAACUGAUUUCAAAUCUGGAAGUCAACGGGAAAGUUGUCUUGUUGGGUUGCACUUCUUCUAGUGCGGUCUGGGGUGGAUGAAUUCCCUGGUCACCGGAGAGCCCUGCUUCAGAGACAGAUGCUUUCCCAAACACGACAGAUGCCAGCUGAGGAAACCACCCCAUCUUGUGCUUCAACCCAUCCCUGUGUCCUAGCCUCAAGGUGGAUUGUGCCUUAGAGAUGCAAACUCAUCCCAUGCUCCAGCCCUUCUCCACAGCAUCCCAUUUGCAUCCCACCCUGGGGUGACUUCUCCUUUGCUCUGCCCCCGGGGCAGUGCCCACAUCCCACUGGCAGCCAUGUGUUAGGCUGACCUUGGUGGCAUAUUGGUUUGGCUUUGACUAUGGCACAAGGCAAACCGUCCUGUGCAUGGGAAGCCUUUACUGUUGUCCUGCUCUCUGCCUUUGCACAGAGGGAAUGAGCCAGGGAAAUGCAGGUUGUGGGUCCCUUCAUCAGGUUGUGCUGCUCUUCGGUGCUCUGGGAGCCAAAAUCUGUCUCCCUGCUCUCUGUGGCUGUGGAAAAGGCUUUGGCACCUACAGUCAUCCCACAUUCAAACCUGGGCACAAAGUCCCAGCAGCACCUGGUCUCAGAGAGAAGGUUUGAGAGUGGGGCCACUUGCAGUGUUUCAGCUGUGACAGGCUCCCAGUGCUUUUCUCCUUGCUGCUCACACCAGGGAGGUUGUGUCCCAGGAUUACAGCUUGCCAUGACACAUCCAAACAUCAGCGGCAGAGGAAGGAUUUUUCUUGUGUCCUCAUCUCCUCUCAGAGGGCUCUGGGGAGCAGCUGUCCCAGUGCCCCCCUCACUGUCCUGUACCCUUGAGAGUCAAUGCCCCACUGGCCAGCCACUUGAUGAGGACCAAGACUUCACCCUUGUGGACUUUCUUCCCACCUUGUUCCCACCAGCAUCCAUCACCACCCCCCCAUGCUGCCCACCAAGGGGUUGUUCUAUUUUUGAAUUCCCCUAAACCCCACCCACUGGGAGAAAACAUCCCUGGGAACAACACCAGGAGGGAGCCAACUGAUGGUAUGGCACCUCAUGAGCUGGCCCCAAGGGCAGGGGCACGCAGGGACAUGCCACUGACCUCCAGCCACAACAUUCACGUUUCUAAGGCAGCAAACACAAAUGUCAUCCCAUCACUGGUCACUUUGCUCCCGGGGCUUGGUUUUGCCACCUUUUUACCCCAUAGCACCUGAGGGGGGAGGGGA